UGGGGCAAACUUAGUGAAUAGAAGACGAGCGGACUAAACAUCGAGCUAAUGGACAAAAAGAUUAGUUCUUUUCAAGACCAGCUGGAGUACCUGCUAUUUUACGCUAACAUAACAAAGUAGUCACCCAAGCGAAGCAUUGAAUAUUGGCGAUAACGCUUCCUUGGAAGUUUUUGCGUAGUUUUAAGAGGAAAACAAGAGCUUUUGAUGAUUUCCCGUCGCGUUUGAAAGCGAUACCGUGAUCUGAUCAAGACGGCCUACUACAAAGUAGCAAUUGACGAAGAAAUUGGACUUCCUUCCAAUCGAAUUUCGCUAUCUAGGAUGGCCACCGAGGAUUCUAAAGAAACAUCAGCCCUACUCGAUCCUACGGCAUCCAUAUCCUCACUAGGGCCAUUAGAAGACGAGGAUUCAAUCCCAAAUAAACCUGAGAUCAAAACGUAUCCGCAAAGAUGGUACAUGCUGAUCGUAUUCACCCUCCUAAACGCCACAACAAACCUUCUUUGGAAUACAUGGCCGCCGAUUCAAGAGACAUGCCAGCUUGUGUUCGGCUGGACCAAGACUAAUGUCUUAAUAAUCGGGGCUUUGCAAGCCGGGGGGUCGAUUCUCAGCGUCAUCCCGUCCUCUUGGUUUAUUGAUACUAAAGGUCUGCGUGUAGCAGUUGUAACGUCCUUAUCAGUGCAGCUAGUAGGUGUGGUACUAGAGAUCCUCCCUGUUCAUCCGUACUGGGCACGAACAACUCUCAUCACAUUUGGAGAGUUUCUUAUCGCCAUUGCAGCUCCAGUGGUCCAGAAUGUUGGUGUACUGGUCCUGUCAGCCUCAUGGUUUCCACCAGAAGAGCGUAUGACUGCUACAGCUUUCGCCACUCUGGUCUCAUACUUGGGCUCUGCUUCUAGCUACGUUAUGGGGCCAUACAUGGUGCCUGAUGUAGAAACAGGGAACAUUACCUACACUACUGGCCACAAAAUAGAUAUUGACAAGCUGAGGAACCUGACUUCACCAGCACAGCUCAAAUUAAUGGAGUCCAAAAUCAAUGAGUAUAUCCUGGUCGAGUGUGUGCUUACAGGAGUACUGUUCUUCCUUGUCUGGAUUUACUUUCCAGAAAAGCCACCAACUCCGCCAAGCAUAUCAUCAUCCAAGCCAAGACUUGACUUCAUCCCUGGCGCUAAGACCUUGAUGACCAAUAAACAUUUCUUACUGUUACUUGCUAUCUUUAGCAUCAGUAAUGGAGUGAACUGGGGAUGGUCCAGUGUGCAAGAUCUGAUAUUCUCUCAUGUCGGGAUCAGUCAGAAAGCUGCAGGCUGGCUUGGUUUCUUUGGCAACAUAGCCUCUACUAUUGCUAUAGCUUUUUCCUGGUAUGCUGACCGAAUCAAGAGGUUUACCAAGCGCAUUCUGAUGGGUCUCUUUGUGAUGACCGUGUGUUGCCAGACAGUACUCACCCUUGCUUGUGAACAGGUCUUCCCUCUCACCACAACAAUAUUCUACAUCUCAGGUAUCUCUGCCAUGGUGUUCUAUUGUGGUACGGUGCCAUUGGUGAUGGAGAUGGCGGCCGAGUGCACUUAUCCAGUUGCCGAGGGCAUUACAUCUGGUGUCCUUAUCCUGUCUGUCUACACAUUCAACUUGUUCUUCUUCAUUGGCUUCAUGUUCCCUCAGGCCAGCCCUCUUUGGAUGAACUGGCUUCUUGUUAGCUCUUCAGCGAUCUGCAUUCCACUCAUCGCUUGCUUUAAAGGAAAAUACAACCGCUUGGAUGUUGACACAAAGGAAAAUUAAUUUAUAAUUGGUGUAAUGCAAAAAUGCAUUCGCUUAUUUGACAUAGGCGAAAACAAGAACUAACAAAUAAUUGGUGUCAUGAAUAAGAUAGGCACAAGCUGCAAAUGAAUGUAAUGCACUUGCAGAAUACAAAUUUCAGUACCCACUUGUUUCAAGUUUGGUCACUGACGCCAGUGAUCAAAGAAGAACACACCUAUUAUCAGUGCAGCCAUUUAUGACUUUCCAGUGAGGCUCAUGUAGUGAAUGAACACAUUUAUACAGUUUUUCAAACCUUAUUGAAAUAGGGAAGGGAGCAAGGACAUGAAAAAUGAACAUAGACAAAUGACAUGUAAUACUUCAAAUAAAGAAGAUAAUACAUAGA
This is a messenger RNA of Nematostella vectensis (starlet sea anemone), 2125 nucleotides long. RefSeq names its product solute carrier family 49 member 4 homolog. The record is from RefSeq and is a predicted model, not a curated record. NCBI's taxonomy places the organism in Eukaryota, Metazoa, Cnidaria, Anthozoa, Actiniaria, Edwardsiidae. Bases 319 to 1764 code for a protein of 481 amino acids. The transcript has 3 exons. Gene Ontology annotation, cellular component: membrane; intracellular membrane-bounded organelle. Gene Ontology annotation, molecular function: transmembrane transporter activity. Gene Ontology annotation, biological process: transmembrane transport.